Molecule: messenger RNA, 585 nt
Organism: Ilex paraguariensis (yerba mate)
Lineage: Eukaryota; Viridiplantae; Streptophyta; Magnoliopsida; Aquifoliales; Aquifoliaceae
Source: the annotation of a GenBank genome assembly
AUGGCGGAAGUGGAUGGUGGGAAAACCCUCAGCCUCUCUGAGCAAUAUUUAUUGAAGGAGAAGGAAGAAAAGUUUGAUGUGGGUCCAAAACCCGUGGAAGAGGUUAAGAAUCCUGUAGAUGCUGCCUCCGAGGAAGUUAUCGCUCAGGCUGCCCCUGUUGCUGUUGCAAGUAGUGAAGUUUCCCAAACUGCUGCUGAGGAAGGCAGCGGAGCCUCUGAUGUUGCUACUGGAGAGAGCACUGAAGCUACUCCUAAUGCUGGUGAAAGUCCCAGUGAAGCCUAUCCAGAUGCUGAAGAAAACAGUGAAAGUACUGAGCAAGAAUCAUCGGGUGAUCAAGGAGAGUCCGAAAAGACACCAGAGAUCAAGCUCGAGACAGCACCAGCAGACUUUCGUUUCCCAACUACAAAUCAGACCAGGCACUGCUUUACCCGCUAUGUUGAGUAUCACCGGUGCAUAGCUGCUAAGGGUGAUGGUGCUCCCGAGUGUGAUAAGUUUGCAAAAUAUUAUCGAUCUCUUUGCCCCGGGGAGUGGAUAGAUAGAUGGAAUGAGCAAAGGGAGAAUGGCACAUUUCCUGGGCCACUGUAG